Molecule: messenger RNA, 1713 nt
Organism: Lachancea lanzarotensis
Lineage: Eukaryota; Fungi; Ascomycota; Saccharomycetes; Saccharomycetales; Saccharomycetaceae
Gene: MUB1
Product: LALA0S02e03378g1_1
Exons: 1
Coding region: 1-1713 (570 amino acids)
Biological process (GO): establishment or maintenance of cell polarity; ubiquitin-dependent protein catabolic process
Cellular component (GO): MUB1-RAD6-UBR2 ubiquitin ligase complex
Source: RefSeq, a predicted model, not a curated record
AUGCGAGAUUCGAACCAUCGAUGCGUUCCACUGAAUAGGUCUUGUGUGACCAUAACGUCCAGCGUUUAUGACAGAAGAGGUUUGGACUGCAACUCAGAAAUUCCAUUGAUAAACUCGCUUAACCAUCUAACAUAUCUCACGUCUAACUCUGCCAAAGUGCGGGAAACUGUGGCAAAUGACGGUGCAUUGAUCAGGUUGGUUUCGAUUUUACACGAUUGUUACAUUCCACUCGAUGAAUGGCCUAAUAUGCGGCUGGAGGACAAUCUGAAUGUUGUUCAAAGAGUAGAGAGAGAACGAAAGCUGGCUAUGAUAGCAUGGAAGUGGACGCUUGCAUUUCAGUGUUUAGUGCUUACAGGAACAAGAGGUACGGAACAAAUACGGAAACAGGUGGUCUCUUCUGGGGUCAUCCCCAUUCUCGCCACCGUACUCGACAAUUAUCUUCUACUCGAGAAGGGCUUCGACUUUAUCGAUGACGUGCCACUGAUGCUGGAUAUCAAACACCUGGAUUUUAAAAAUGACUGGGAUUUAUCAAAGGAGGUGGAUUUGGACAGUCUGAUUCGAAAGUAUAAAGCUCUGAGCAAGCCUGUCGUCACACAAUUGGGUACCAGUUUUGCAGAACUAUGGGAAUCCAACGCCGAUACUCAAGACGCCAGUAACACUGAAACUGACUCUUAUGAUAACAUUGUGGUUUCGAUACCGAGAGCUUUUUCAUGGGGCAAAAUCGUGCCCAAGGGUGAUGAUGUCAUCUGGUCAUUACAACUACUUGCAUUCAUUUCGAAAUAUACGCACAUGAAACCACAUUUACAGAAAGUGCAUCUCGUUAAGUCACUUUCGCUGCGAAAUGUCUUGUCAAUCGCCUGGAAAACCCGCGUGAGAGCGCUGGACAUCUCAUCACUGAGAAUAUCUCUAGCAAACCAUGUUCAGCAUCCUAACUGUGGGUCUGACGACGAAGCUAUAGGAAUGCCAGAACUUAAACGUGGUGAAAUGGGCGUUGAUUCAGAAGAUCCAUUUUUUUUGGACAUGAAACAAAGAUGCGAAAAAAUCGGUGGUCAGAUUUCUUUCCAAAACAGAAACAAUCAUUCUUCUGCGGUGCAGAAGAACAAAAGGGAUUCGUCGGGGGUUCAAGAGCGGAUGAGGCUAUUGAAGGAAGAGUUUGAUUCCAAAUGGAACUAUAAUACUCUGGAUAAAUCAUUGGAUGAGGAGACUUUCCUCCAUAUAGCUAAUGCACCUCAUCUCAAUUUAUUUCCACUGGUGGAACGAUUUACGGUUAAAAAGGAAAAUGAGAGGGACAUGACUUACUGGAGUUCGGUCAUUAUGAGAAAUUCUUGUAGGAAAAAUGAGAGCACCGGAGUCAGACAAUGUGCCAACUUUGCUUGCGGUAAAUGGGAGGAUUACCCAAAGAGAUUUGCCAAAUGUCGCCGUUGCAAAAGGACCAAGUAUUGUUCAAGGGAAUGUCAACUGCAGUCGUGGAGCUACCACAGAUAUUGGUGCCAGGAAGUUGGUAGCUCAUCUGCCGGUCAGGGCACUGCUACUGACGCAAGUGACAGAACCACUCCUAACCAGCCUCAAGGUACCACAGGUCUUAUGACAGAUUCUGCAACUACAGAAAUACCGAGUAUUGACAGUGAAAGAGCUCUUAUAACAGCAUCGGAUGAAAACACUGAUAUUACACAUACAAUGAGGGGCAGCAAUACGCUUCCUGAUAGUGCAUAG